This is a messenger RNA of Lethenteron reissneri (Far Eastern brook lamprey), 11687 nucleotides long. Its product is annotated as thrombospondin type-1 domain-containing protein 7B-like. The record is from RefSeq and is a predicted model, not a curated record. Lineage: Eukaryota; Metazoa; Chordata; Hyperoartia; Petromyzontiformes; Petromyzontidae.
ACGAACGCACGCACGCUGCACGCGCGCUCCCACGUCUCACGUCGCUCGGGCACAGAUACGGAGGGAGGACUACGUCAGCAUCGUCGCGUUCCAGCGAGGGACCGACCCAUCUCUGGUGCCCAACACUGCACGCGAGCUCCUCACCAACAGUGCUUAGUUGCAGCACCUGCCUCGCGAGAGCGCGCGUACUGCGUAAUUGACUUAAGCGCAGCGCUCUUUGCCGCGCAGACAGCGCACGCGGCCCGUGCGCUUGGCGUAGCAAUGGUUAGCUGCGGUAUCGGAAUGGUCUGUCCUGUUAUGUACAAACGAAACAUGAUAACUGUAGGAGCCGACCGAGAGAACAUUCGGAAGAUUGUAUUGACAGGCUUUUUCUGAGCGGUGUUGCUGGGUGGUGGUACUACUGCUGCUGCUGCGUUCGCCCCGAUGCGAUCGGCGCGUUAGAGAGCGAGCAACCAUUGAGAGCGGUUUUGCGAGUCCAACCGACCACGUCGCUUCAGCUGCCGCCGCUGCUGCUGCUGAACCUUUGUCCUGCAGGAGUCCGUCGCCUGUCCGCGCGCGUCUCACGCAGCCCUCACACCUCCACACGUGCUCCUUUCCUUUGUUCCUUAGGUGAAACCCAAGCCCAUUGCGAAUGAAGGUUCCACGCUGAGAUUGCGCUUUUGGGGACACGACGACGUGUUGCCUGAUACACGCGCUCCGUUACCCUUUCAUGUGGAAGCUGACUACAAUCACAGCAUGCUCCGCAAAAUAGUAAAGUGUCUGGGAAUGAAAGCAUAUAAUUUAUUUUUGUGCCUCCGAUGCCAGCCCUGCCGUCUGAUGAGGGGAGGUGGAGGGAAUGCUUGAAACAGUGCAUGGAUAACUAGUGCAAGCCGGGAGAUCUGUUCCCUGCCCACAAUCCCACUUCCACCAACUCCGCGGUGGAUGGCUCUGUCUAGCUACAGCUCACCGUAUCGUCCGGUGAUUCCAGCUCAACACACGAGCACCUCUGAAGGACUUUGACGUCAGCCCUCAUCACGACAUCAACUCAUUACAAAAUACUCCUUUGCUGCUUGCAAAAUAAAUCAAAUAUUGCUACGAUGUUCCAUUCCUAUCCACUGUAUAACAAAAAAAAUGCUAUAUUAUAUAGAGUGCAAUGACUAUUAUUGGGCUUGUUAUUUGGAUUACAAAUGCAUACGUCAUUAAAGUUUUCAUAUGCAAACCCGAAACCAAAUAUUUAUUUGCAGCCAUCUAACUCUGCAAGUAUUAAUCCUUGAAGACGCGUGCACACAUUUAUAAAUGAUGGAAUGGACGCAGCGAUAGGAACGUUGGACGAACUGUGCCAGCACACUGAAUGGAAUGUGGUAAACAGUGUGAAGCCAUUUUGCGUAUUUGAUGGAGGCAGCAGCAUCACCUGCAGGGAGCCUGGCUAGAACGUCCUGAAGGCGUUUCCCUCUCCCUGUACACGUGUGCCUGCCUGGUGCCGGAGUGCGUGACGGAGACUUUAAGGACAAAUGUGUUUUUGAACCGGGGGUGGGGGGUGGAGGAGACACAUCUUGCUCAACAUGUCACUUUCUUGUCUCCUCCUCCAGCUGUGAGGGUUGUGAAGAGGGAGAUUGAGUAAUUUUGAGCCGGCCAUGCUCAUCACCUGCAGCGCAUUUGCCGCUGCAUCUUUCUCACAUAUACAAGAUGCACAGCUAAACCGGAGAUUAUCUGCGUUCCUCGCGUACUGGCCGUAACUGCUGCUUUGACGUACCAUGGAGGCUUACAGGAGACAAGUGGACUACAACCUGACAUCUGCAUUGGGCCAACACGGAGCUCGGAUUUUUUUUUAAAGCUGGGAUACAUCUGCAUUGUCGUCACAACACCAAACGUGCCUGCUUAUUUGCCAUUGGACCAACACCUAUCGCUUCACGCGUUAACAGUCGGCCCCGAUACGAGAUGCACGUGAGUUUCCAAAUUAACAAAAUAACCACGGUUGUUUCUUUAAAUCUGGGCACGGACACCACCUUUCCGUGGCCUUGGGAUACCACAGAGCAUUGUGUCUGUUGGCCUCACUGCCCUGGCUGCCCUGCUGUGCUGGCCAUACAACCACCACCCUCGCUCUCCGCCACGCUUGCCACAUACGCGCCCGAUGGGACUGCACCAUCCGACGCCACUCGUCCCAGCCACCGCGCAAGCCUGGGCACCACCGUGAGGCCCACGGCGGCUCUGCCGAUGGGGGCGCAGCGAUCGAACGGGCCUGGGAGCUCCUCCGGAGUGGCUCGUGCCUCUCACCACGCUAUGCCACCUCCGCUGUCGCUGCCACCGUCGCUAUGUUCCCCGUUGCUCGUGUUGGCUACAGUCUUCGCUCUGCUGCCCCUGGCCUCUGCACUUGGCCCCCCAACGCAGAGCUCCCCCAAGCUGUGGAUGAAUGGCCCAUGGGGGCAAUGCGUGGCAAGACAGUGCGGGGCGCACGGGGUGCAGGGUCGUGCCGUGUGGUGCGCACAUCCCACGGGCCGCGCCAUCGUCUCCCCUUCGACUGCUGCCACCACCACCACUCUCAACACCACAACGUGCGACCCAUCCACACGGCCCCCCCACAGACGCAGCUGUGUUCGCACGUGCACAGGGCGGCCUUGGCAUGACACGUCCCUGCCCUGGGACACGGAUACGACUGGCAGAACGGGCGAGCCAGGCGAAUGUCGCCCCUUGCAGCAGCAGCAGCAAGAGCUGCCGGCCUUUUCCGCCGGCGAGUGUGAUCCUGCUGCCGAGCCCGCUGGCUGCCGCCCAGCACCGGGAACGAGCUCAGGCGCCCAGGACGGCGGCCCCCUGGGCGGUGCGUGUGAUACACGGCACGGCGGCAAUUCCGGCGGUGCUGGCGGCGGCGAAGGUGCCGGUGCCGCAUUACAGGAUUCGUGCAUCGUGAGCGGCUGGUCGACAUGGGGGGCCUGCGGUGGCAGCAGCGGCGGCGCAGGGUCGGCGUGUGGCCCCGGCGGAACACGCUUGCGUGUCCGUCGCGUGUUGUUUCCGCCGUCGCAUGGAGGUGCCGCGUGUGUGGAGCUGUCGGAAUCACAGGCAUGCACCGUGGCGGCCCCAUGCCCUACUUCGGCACCGGGGGACCCUUUUUCCAACAGCCAGUACCGGCUGAGGGUGGGAGCCUGGAGUGAGUGCCUUCCAGUGUCCGAGUCCAGGAUAGCACGGCGCUCCGUGCCACAGGUGCGGUGGGCUUUACAGGCAUCGAGGAAGCGGCCACGGAGGAGCUCGGCGUCGUGGGGGCCCGAGGAGGCCGGCGGAGAGACCGAUGAGGGGCAGGCGUGGGACGUGCGGCUUGGGGCUCACGCACGCGACCUGUCAUGCUUGUCUCGCAUGGGAGAGCACGUUGAUCUCGUGCUGUGCAAUCGCGAGCUCAUGGCGGUGCCCUCCACGGAGGAGGUGUGCAUUCUCCCAAGGGACUGCGAUGUCGGCGAGUGGUCGCCUUGGUCUCCCUGCUCGGUCACCUGCUCAGGGCAGGGCCACAACCAGGGGCACGGGCAGGUCCAGUCCUUUGGGCUAAGGGGUCUGAGGACACGAAUUCGCUCGGUGCAGCAUCCAGCUCUGGCCGGAGGCAAGGGCUGCCCAUCUCUCCAGGAGACGGAGGCAUGUGGGGGCAGCAUAAAUGGGAUUCUGCCUCCAUGUCCACGAUACCGCUGGAGGGGUGGAGCUUGGGCAGCGUGCACCGUGGGUCCCUUGCUGGACCAGCACGAACGCUGCUGGGGAAACCAGACAGCGUGGUGCGGUGGAGGGGUGCAGGUGCGCGACAUCUACUGCUGUCUGGACGACGACAAUGUGUUCUCAUACUUGAAGGGACUACGGGACGCACCCUCCAGGACUGGCCAGCGAGCUGGAGAGGGAGGGGUUCCCACCACACAGCCACUGCUCUCACUGCCCCUGGAACCAGCAGCCCCCAGGCCAGUUGAGACUGGGUUGUGCCCUGAGCUGGUUCCACUGGAGUCGACGCGACCAUGCGAGCAGCCCUGUCCGCACGAGUGUGUCCUAUCUGCCUGGUCCGCGUGGGGACCCUGUGUGCCCGAGACCUGCACGCCGCCCACAGCCACCACAGGUUUCAUGAUGCGCACGCGGCGCGUGCUGGGCGGCCCUGUCGGUGCUGGUGGCGCACCCGAUGGCUGUCCCCACCUGCUGGAGGCAGUGCCGUGCGAGGGCGCACGCUGUUUCCGCUGGCGCGUGGCCGAGGUCAGCAUCUGCAUCCCCACCAACACCAAGUGCGGCGCAGGCACCCAGUUCCAGCGCGUCGUGUGCACGGACCAGCGCGGCGUGACCGUUGGACCGGAACUGUGUGGGGAGCCGGGCUUCCCGAUGCAGCUAGCAUGCCAAGUGCCAUGUUGGGAGGACUGUGCGAUGUCCGAGUGGGGACAAUGGAUGCCCUGCUCCCACACCUGCUUGGGGGGUGAGGGGAGCCGGGUGGGUGACAGUGCCACCCAGGGCCGGCAGGUGCGCGUACGCGCCAUCCUUGCACUUCCCGGCGACGGUGGGAGGCAGUGCCCGGACCGGCUGGGCCUGCAAGAGUGGCGUCCCUGCAACCAGUAUGGCUGCACCGUGCACUACUGGCACGCUCUGCCCUGGGGGCCGUGCGUGCACGAGGUCACCCAGGGGUCACCUAACGCCUCCCAGGUUGUUGCCGACGGGGAGGCCGCGUGCGCCACCGGCGUCCAGAUGCGCGUGCUCACGUGCGUGCAUGUGGGAGGAGGGCAGCUCCCCACUGAUAGGUGCCCAUUGAGCCAAGCCCCCAUGAGCCGGAGAGCCUGCCUCGUGCCAUGUCGCCGGGACUGCACUCUCUCACCGUUCAGUGACUGGACGCCGUGCCCCGACCCUUGCCGCCAGACUGACGGCGCCCCGACACCGCGACAGUGGCGCUUUCGUGUGGUGAUCCAGCAUGCCAGUGGCGGUGGACGGCCCUGUCCCAAGAGUCUUAGCGACAUGAGGCCUUGCCCCACACGGCCCUGCCCUCAAUACAGGUGGCGCACACACCGGUGGGGGCGAUGCCACUUGCUGGUGUCCUCCUCUGCACGUGCGGCCGGAGCGAACCCUGGAGAAUCACCCUGCGGCCAGGGCUUGCAGACCCGAGGUGUAUCUUGCCACGUAGAGGGCGAAGGACACGUGGACCCACGGGAGUGCCUGACCCGCGCUGCACCGAUGCCCAUGCUUGCCCAGCCGUGCCGAGUACCGUGCGCCUCAGACUGCGCGCUCAGUACCUGGUCCCCAUGGACUCAUUGUCCAUCACACCCGGGCUGCGGGGCAACACAGACAAGACGACGCUCACUCACCGGCAGGAGCAAGCGGCGAGAGGAGUGCAAGGUCGCCAACACCUUCACUCUUCUCGAGAGCCAACUAUGCCCGUGCAACACGCACACAAGCCGCCCGACGGGGCCCUGGUCGGACUGCAUCGUGACGCUGGGGGAAGGGCGGCCCGGAGAUGGCCCAGCGGUGGCCGGAGAACCUGAGUGCGGGAAGGGCAUACGAUUGCAAGCCGUGUCUUGCUACGACCACGAAGAGCACUUGACGAGGCCUGAGAUGUGCAACAGCCCCGGGUGGAGGGCAGAGGCCUGCGAGGUUGCCUGUCCUGUGGACUGCGCACUGGGUGAGUGGAUCUCGUGGUCACCAUGCAGCAAAUCGUGCGGGGCGGGGAUGAGCAUGCGUUCCAGGAAGAUCCAGGGGGCCCCCUCUCAUGGAGGGCGACCGUGCCCGCCUCCCCAUCACGCGCUGCAGGUGUAUGAGGCUGUGCCAUGCUACAGCGACUGCGCUCUGUACACGUGGGUGUCGGACCCAUGGGAGGUGUGCUCGGUCCCACUGAGCGGCGUGUGUGGAGAGGGAACUCAAACAGCGUACAGUCAGACGUUCCGGGGCACCCUUGUCCAGGACAUAGUCGUGGAGAAAGGCGUCGGUGAUGGCCGCCGCCGACUGGUUGGGGAGCGGCCAGGCCACAGGUGUGAGGUACAGGGUGUGGAGGGCCCGGGCACACCUGUGGAGGACGUGUGGUGCAACCCCACGGAGAGACCCCAGGAUGCACGAGCGUGUGUGCUGCAGUGCCCUGGAGAGUGUGUCAUGUCUGAGUGGGGGCCCUGGACCAGGUGCCCACAGCCGUGCGAGGUUGAUACUGUGCGGAUCCGCUCGCGGUUCAUACAGCGAAUGCCAGCAGAUGGAGAGAUGUGCCCCGAUGACACCGAGUCAGAGCCAUGCACCCCACAGCACUCCUGCUUCUACUAUCACUACAAUGCGACCGGAUGGGGGUCGUGCGUGCUGGGCGGCCCUGCGGUGUGUGGCCAGGGCAGCCGGGCACGUGCCCUGGAGUGCGUUCGUAACGACCUCAAGCCCGUGGACUUGCGCAUCUGCCAGGCGAUUGGUCUGGAGACACCUCGUCCUCUGAGUGAGCCCUGCUCCGUGGAGUGCCCACUGGACUGCCACAUCUCUAGCUGGACGUCGUGGUCAUCCUGCUCACGCACGUGCGGCCUGACAGGGAUGAUGAAGAGAAGUCGCAGAGUUCUCCGAGCUGCUCAGGGCUUUGGUCGGCCCUGCCCCUCCCAGCUGCAGCAAAGCAAACCGUGCACCCCCAUGCCCUGCUACCGCCUGCAGCUAGGAGACUGGUCCUCCUGCCAGUUGAACGGAGGUGACUGCGGCGAGGGUGGAAGUGUGAGGGAGCUCACAUGCCUGUCCCACAAUGGCUCAGGAGACGAUCCUGUCAAGAAGGUGGAGCAGAGUCUCUGUGAGGAGGUGCCUUGGCGAGAAGUGAUGGGGACACUGGGUGAGGAGGGGAGACAGCCCGAACUGAAAAAAUCCUGCAUCGUGUCCUGUCCAGGUGACUGCCAGCUGGGCACAUGGUCCACAUGGGGCGUCUGCCAGUUGUUAAGCUGCAGGCACGGUGUUCCUGUGGCUGGACCGAGAGGGCCGGGCGUGCAAACCCGCUCCCAGCAUGUAGAACUCCCACAACACGGCAUGCUCGGCAGCUGCCCUCUCCAGCAGUGGGAGGCUCGCGAGUGCUCUGGGGGGAAAUGCUACAGCUAUGAGUGGCACGUUGGGCCUUGGGUAGGGGGCCGACGGGACAUCUGGUGUCAGCGGUCGGAUGGAGUCAAUGUCACAGGUGGCUGUUCCCUCGCCAAUCAACCCAAAGCCGUACACUCCUGCAUACCACCCUGCCUCCUGCCACACUCUUAUUGUGCCGAGGGUGAUGUUUGUGUAUGCGAGGAGGGCUACCAGGAGGUGGUCACUCCUCAGGGCUCUCUGGAGCACUGCACCCAGGUGUCACGGGGCAGAGAGCGCCCGGCAGAAGGGCAGGGAUGGGGGCAGGGCUUGGGGGGAGGUGCAGCAUUGCCCAGCAGUCCUGAGCCGGCCUGGGAGGUGGGAAGCUGGGCAUUGGAGCCAUUUGGGGAUGAUGGCAAGCUGCGGGGAUGGGUAUACGGAGUGGCGGUGGCUUCUCUCCUCAUCAUCGGGUUCCUCUUCUUCGCAGCUUACCUCUUUUGGAGGAGAUCAAAGAGACCCAGGCGGCGAGCGCCCAAGAGGAAGCCCCUGCCACUGCCCUUUGAUGGCGAUGCUGACCUGUAGCCGGUGAGCAACGCUGGAGUUUGCGGCGCUCCACUGCAACACACAGCUCAACGAUCCGGCCCAUGUAUCCAGGGACAAUGCUCCACUUUGUGACUCACCCUGUGGUCUUGACAAUGUCCCCCGAGAGCAGCGGGAGGUGGAGCAAAGAAUAUGAGGAGGAAUGCUGCUUCUUUUUCUCUCCCUUUUUCAAGAAAACAGUGACGCCGUCGGAGAACUGAGUGGCAGAAGAACACUACCAAGGACACGCCGUCCCUGAGCAAUGUACUGUGCUCACUGUUGUAUUUCCCUCCCUAAAGUAUUUCAUAAUGAGGCUUGCAUGUACAGAAACGAUCUAUUUUGAAGUGCUGAUUGAAAUCCAUAUGUAUUUUUAUUUACAUGUAUUAUUUAGCAGGUCCCUGUGUAGUUGUUUCCCCACUUCAGUGAAUGGCUGCUGUGGGCGCCAGUUUGCCAUCCCGUAUACUCUGAGCACUCAUUUAUCAAGCACCAGUAACAGAAGACGAAUUGCAUUUUCAGUUUCAUAAUGAUGCCAGCGGACUGAAGCAAAAUUAAAUUUUAAGUGAAAAAAAUCGUUAUUUUAUACUUGAAUGGAUAUUAUCUGCUGGAAGACUAUUCUAGAGUCAUGUGUUGGUCAUGGAGUCGGCCGCAUCUGUCACGUUAUUGGAGUCGCCAGGACGAUUAUGGUCACUGCAUGACUGCUGAAAGGGAUGGGGAAAGAAUAACAUAAAACGAUAUGAACACACGUAAAUAAACAUGUAAAAAUGUUUAAGAUGCAUUAAAACCUUGGAUUGCGAGCAUAAUUCGUUCCGGAAACGUGUUUGUAAUCCAAAGCACUCGUAUAUCAAAGCACUCUUAUAUCAGUUGUGAUCACGUGACGCUCGGCAGACAAAGCGUAUACGUACUACUCGUAUUGCAAGACCUCGCUCAUUUAUCAAAUUAAGAUUUAUUUUAAAAAAGUUGCUCGUCUUGCAAACACUCGCAGACCAAGUUACUUGCAAUCCAAGGUUUUACUGUAUAGAGAAAAAACGUGUGACCAUCGAAUUGCGAGUGCUUGGGUUAGAGGUUCUCGAUUUUUCGAGAAUUGCUGUAACUUUUUACAUACGAUGAAACACACUUUUUUGUAUUUUCCUUAAAUUCAAGCGUAGUGUUUGUGUUCCGCCCAUCUGUUUGCUGGAUGGCACAUGAUCACACAUCGACAACACUCAGAGUUCAAGAACUGGCGUUCAUCAAUCGCCACCAACAUCCCCCAACAAACCCUGCAACUGCAGCCUCACACAUCCUGAAAAUUCUUACUCAGAUUUCAAUUGUGUGGUUUUUACUCUUUUUGUGAAACAAUCAAAAAAUAUUCAGUUAUAUGCAGGGUCUGCUAAAUUAUUGUAGUCGCCGAUGUGCAGUAUGUUUAGUGCGCAGAGUAGAAAAAAGGGACCAAUGAAUGGUUGCGUGGCUCAGCAGGUGCCUGGGUCGUACUGAUAGAUCGAACAGUUGAAACCUUUAUUAACUGCUGACCAACAUAGGGGAAUGCGGUUCCAUUCUGGCUCGGGGAAGAAGACCCAAUGCAGCAAGAAACAAUCGAAACAGAGGUCUAUAUUGCUCUGUGUUAAAACAAGGGUUUUGCACAGAAUAACCGUUUAAAAUAGAUAUGUUUUAAAUGCACACACUUUAAAUUCUGGGAUUACUUUAACUAUGAAAGUAGCCAGCUUUAUAAUUCUAAAACUGUAUUUUUGUGAAAUCUGUUUAUUGUUAUUGGCCGGCACAAGUUUGAAAACAAGGAGUGAAAAACAGGUGGCCACCAUAAGAAUGGCACAGCUGCAAGGUUGUGCUGUGUAUGAAAAUAUUUGAUACAUUACGCAUAAUGGCACUGGACAAAACUUAUCUGCAACACUUGCUCCAGUAGUACCAUACACUGUGACCAAUAUUCAUGGACCAGCGGUAUCACGGUGUAACAUGGCCCAAGGGGAAGCAGUGACAUGACCCAGCUGUAGAGGCUUUGCCGCUUGAACAAAGCCCCCCCCCCCCCCCCGCCCACACUGCAUCAUGAUUAAGAGUUGUUUGACCAUACUUCACCAUCUUGGUUGUGGGCUGAAGUGGGGGCAGUACCAGUUCAGAUAUCACUCACCACUGAUGUUAGCCGUGGCCAGCAAUCAAAUUCUGGAUGCUGGUUUUGUAUCAGUGAGCUUGUAACUGUGCCACCGCUGCACAUAUAGUUUCAGUCAUGGGAAAAAGGAAGCCGCGUCACAUGUCCAUCUAUCACAUGUCCAUCCUCACAAGUCUUUAAAUCUGAACUCCAUUUGAGUAGGUGCCGAGUCAGGGUGAGUGCUGUACAAAUUCACUCUUUUGAAGUGUUUCUUUUUCUGUCAAAUAACUCUUUUACGUGAUAUUUCACUUGCUGACCUUGACUUUAUGUCAAGAAACCUUUGUGAAAACACUGCCUGUUGAGGGAGAAUAAUCUUUAUCAACCUUUGCAAACGUCUGCAAAUCUGGCUCAAAUGAAAUUAAACCCCCACCUGUUACCGAGAUACAGAAAUAAAGGCCUUGCCCACCUGUCGUGUUGAAAAUAGCUGUCGAAAUACAAUACAUUAGAUCAGGCGCUUUCCUCUAUAUCCUUUCAAGGAUGCAAUACACCACUCUGUAUUUCCAUUGUAUGACAGAAAUGGGUCGAGGCUAGGGAUGUCACUCGGUUUAAUUUAGUUUUCACUAUGAACAUAUGCUUUUUAAAUAUAUUUUUGUCAGAAAAAAUUAAGAUGUUCAGUGCCCCCACCCUAACAGUGACCUUUUUGUAAAAAAAAUUGCCACACUUUAGCCAUCACUUUUGCGAAAAAUGUACUGUGCCAAAGUCGUAGUUAUACUUGCUUCAUCUACUUCAGAGAACGGUUGACAUUCGCUGCAGGCAUGCCACCCUCGGUCGAUGUUGAUUGCAAUUGAUGUCACGUUUCCACUCUCCAGCAGCCGUGUCCGUCCAUAUUAGCCCUCUGCAGUGAGUAGCUACCACGAACCUUCCCACUCAUCACUCAUUAACCAAUGAGCAAAGAUAGAGUGCAUUGAGACAGCGUCAGUGACUCGUGUGUUAUUGUUUAUGCGUAAAAACAAGGUAACACAACAACGUACCAAUUAAAAGUAUUUUAUUGAUUUUUAGUUACAGCGAUACAAUUUGAGCUACCUUAAUUUUAAACCAUGUGCAUUGGCACCAAAAUUAAAGUGUGAUUCUUUUUAAGCGUGCGUGUGAGAGUAUGAGUGGAGGAGGCAGGUGUUUUCUCGGACAUGUUCAUUUAUGAAAACAAAGGUGUGUUUGUUUGAUCUGUAUGCCUUCAUGUGUGUGCAUGUGGUGAUGGAUUUUUAAUUUUCUGCACAGGAUAGCUUUGACACUGAUACAGCAUCUUAAGACCUUGUGGUGUGCGAGAUUAAUUCAGGACUUGUAUCCGCAGAGGUCAUGGGCUCAAAUCUAAUUUAUUGUUACUUUAUUUUAAAUUUUAAAAGACAAAAAUAAAAUAUGAAAAUAAAAAAAUCAGAAAAUCUUUCUGUGUGUGAAUAAUGUAACAUACUAUAUAUAUAUAUAUAUAAGUUGUGUAUGCUCGUUUUUGUAUGUCUCUAACAUGGUUUUCAUAUAUUGCUGAACAGAAUGAGAAAAUAUUUGACCAGGGGUUCUUAGAGUAAGCCUCUUGAGAAAUAUUUUAAAAUAAAAAUGUGUUUUUACUGCAGAUGCUGAAGCAGCAAUAUUACACACACAUUAUAAAUUGCUAAAGAGUAUAAAACACUUUUCUUGAAAUUGGAAUAUUUUUCUAUUAAAUCUUUGUCACAUUUAAUGAUUUAUUUUACAGCACACUAACGUAGAUGUCCGAGACAUUGUUGUACAGUCAACCAUCUAGGAUUUUAAACAAUGUCGUAAGCUCAGUAAAUAUUAAAUGUCAAAAUAGAAUAAAACAUUUAAGUUGAGCUACAUAACAGCUUGUAAAUCAUAUGACCAAUAUGUAAAAUCAAUUGAGGUUUAAUGACGUUUUAUCCUGACAAUUUACAAACUUUUAACGUAACAUUUUCUCGAUGUUUAUGCCACAUAAACAUUAGCCCUUUUCCAAGUUUUUUUGUAUAUAUUCAAUGCCAAACUGCAUAUAUAACCAAAAUUAAAUUAGAUGUCAUUCUCACAC